AUGUUCAUUGGACGGCAUGAAAGUAGAAUUGAAAGUGAGAGUAGUGAUGAAAACGUUGUGAGUUUUAGAAGAAAAGUUAGAAAUAGAAUUUCGUCGAGUUCAAGCUCGGAUACUGAUGAAUCAUAUGCAAGUGAAGAUAUUGAAGAAUUACUAAAAGAACUGGCUUUAGACGAAGAAGAGAAAUUAAACACAGCUGAUAAUUCAUUGGAAAAGCCAAUGGAACGAGUUCGAUACCCCGGUGAAGUUCUUUCGCUAUUCUUGAAUGAAACAGUAAUAAGUCUUUUAGUCACAGAAACUAAUAGAUAUGCAGAGCAAAAAUUACUUGAACAUAAAACGACUGGUCACGCUGGACAAAAUAAAUGGAAUCUCACCACUUCCGAAGAAAUUAAAAAAUUUAUUGGAUUGAUGAUUUGGAUGGGUCUAGUACAAACACCGCUAAAGAAAUGUUGGUCAACGGAUCCUGCAUACAAUUUUUCAUUGCCGCGCAACACAAUGUCCCGCAAUCGAUUUGAAGAACUGCUAUCAAACUUGCAUUUUGCUAACAAUGAAACGAUAGUACAAAAUAACAGACUUGGAAAAGUUUUACCACUUGUAGACAUAUUGAUGGUUAAUUAUCAGAAGGAUUUUUCACCAGGCAAAGACAUUGUUGUCGACGAGACAAUGGUUCCGUGGAGGGGACGACUAGUAUUUCGGCAGUAUAUUCCAACAAAGUCACAUAAGUACGGUGUAAAACUGUUCAAACUAUGCUCCACCGAAGAAUAUACAUGGUCUUCAAAAAUAUAUAAUGAUUCUUUAUAUAUCGGUUAUUG
This is a messenger RNA of Megachile rotundata (alfalfa leafcutting bee), 809 nucleotides long. RefSeq names its product piggyBac transposable element-derived protein 4-like. The record is from RefSeq and is a predicted model, not a curated record. Lineage: Eukaryota; Metazoa; Arthropoda; Insecta; Hymenoptera; Megachilidae.